AUCAAGCCAGGGUUUAAAUAGCAAAACCUUGGUAAAAAUCAGUUUGAGAACCUGGAGGACUGAUUACGAAGUCUGGGAAGUGAGACAGUGAAAAGAACUGCUUUCAUUUUUUUUUGCAUGAAUAUUUUAAGCUGUAUUGAAACAAUUCGCAUGUAAUUAAAAGGGGACGGUAAAGCGGUUGUUUCGCCUGAUAGUUUUUUUUGAUGGUAAAAAAAAAAAGUUAUUUUUUCUCGGGUGAGGAAAAGGGCGUGAAAAAUCAGCAAUGCCGUCUCCGAACUCGGUGGAUUACAGCAAACUGAUGGCACCGCCGGUGCCGCCGCACAAACCCAGAGCUGCGCGUCCCGCGGAGGCCGGUGAGCGGCUGCUGAAGUGCGUGCUGUUGGGCGACGGGGCGGUGGGUAAGACCAGCCUGGUGGUCAGCUACACCACCAAUGGCUACCCCACCAAGUACGUGCCCACGGCUUUCGAUGACUUCUCAGCCGUGGUGCAGGUGGACGGGAACCCGGUGAGGCUGCAGCUCUGUGACACUGCUGGCCAGGAUGAGUUCGACAAACUGCGCCACUUCUGCUACCCCCGCACAGAUGCUCUUCUGCUCUGCUUUAGCGUGGUGAGCCCAGCCUCCUUCCAGAACGUGUGGGAGAAGUGGGUGCCCGAGAUCAGGCGCCGUUGCCCCGGGGUCCCCGUUCUGCUGGUGGGCACGCAGUGUGACCUACGGCAGGACGUCAAGGUGCUGAUCGAGCUGGCCAAGCGCCGUGAGCGCCCGGUGGCCGAGGAGGACGCGCGUGCUCUUGCUGACAAGGUGGGCGCCGUGGCCUACGUGGAGUGUUCAGCGCUGACGCAGAAGAACCUGAAGGAGGUUUUCGAUGCCGCCAUCGCGGCCGGGCUGCAGCACGCCGACCGCCGAGCUCGGCGGGAGCGGAAGGUGAGGAGCACGGCGGACAAGAUGAAGACCCUGUCCAAGUCUUGGUGGAAGAAGUAUGUCUGUGUACAGUGAUGUGGUUCCAGCCCUCUGGAGCAACGGCUGAAGGAGCCAAAGGCUGCAAGUGACUCACACCACGACACGUCUACUUCUGAACCUCUUGGGUCGAGUCAUCCCCAAAUCGAAUGCUCAGGUCAUGAAUCUCAAUGGCAGAUGGAAGCGAAACCUGAUUGGCUGACUCCUUCCUGAGCACUCCCUCACCCUCCCCUGCCCACAAGAGCUUGACCAGUCAGUGUUUGCCAAGUGGAAUCUGAACUUCCAUUUUAAAAGACACUGGGGGGGGCGGUGGCGAGGCUUAGACUGGAAACCUAUUCACAGGACUUGGGACUGAAGGUUCCCAUGCGGUGUAACGUCCAACUACAUUCAAAGCUACAGUGAUCAGAUCAUGACCUCCUUUGGACAAUGGUGAGGCUUCUCAGAUCUUUAUGGAGCCGGGGAGGAGGCUUCUGAGUUUGUUUGUUUGUUUGUUUUGUGCCCUUAUGACUGGAUAUGCUAGUCCUUUGUUUUCAUUUCCUUUUGCAUAUCACAUAUUUAUUUCCCCCUAUCCUUUUUGUCUCUCUGAAUGUUUUUUUUCUUUUGUUUUCAUUUUUAUUAUAAGGAUGUCAAAGUGACCUUAGACGACGGUACAUUGGAUUAAUAAUGGGUUAAUCUGUGACCAUACUGGUGUGAUCAGUUAUAGCCCACCAGGAGAACCAUGGCUCAGCAAAGUGUUGGUUUACGCAGCUGUGUGCUCAGGAUAGAGGUGUGCGGUUGGGUGCUUUCCAAGGCCUUCACGACCUCUGACCUUUUUGGUAUCUGUAGCCUCAGCUGUCAAUAGCCUCAGCUGCAGGAGACACACACUAAACUUCUAAGUCUGUGCUUACUUUGCACCAUAAUGUAUGGGUCUGUUACAGACAAAAUCCCAGAAUAUCCCGCGCCAGGUAAAUCUUCAGACUGCAGGGUGUCAUCUUGCCAUAUUAAAUAGCUACUUGACCGUAUCGCCACAACUGAGUUCAAAUUGAUCUGAAACGCCAACUUCUGUCUCGGAGCACAACCUGGCCCCAAUGCUACUGCACUUUUGUGACUGUUAACUUUUUUGGCUGCACAAAAACAGCCCUCAGUUUGCGCAAUGUGGCCCCACAAACAUGUCAGAGUUUAUCGGUCUCCUUUUGCAUUGAUGUUUACCACUGAUUCAUGCUCCGCCCCUUGAUUAUCAUGCUCCGCCCCUUGAUUAUCAUGCUCCGCCCUCUUACUAUUAUAUCCUACCUCCUACACCAAUACUGAUCUUUACCGCCACUGCUUUCCAGCUGUCUUUAUCCCUUUGCAAAUGAGUUUACUGGUCGGACCAGCGCUGGAUCUUUCUGGAACACAGUCACGUUCUGAUAUUAGAUGCUUUAUAACCUGCAAAGAACAAAGCCCUACCAGGGCGACUACUAUAAAAAUAAUAUAGAAAAUGUAUUGCUUCUCAUUUUUAAGAAGCCGUAAUGUCUCUUUGUGUUUUAAUCACAUGUUUGUAAGGCAAUAAACUGUAACCACUGAUCAAAUCAAUGGAUAAAUAGAUAAGAUUGACAAGGAUUUUUUUUGUUGAAUUCAUUUUCAUGCAAUGAUCUCUCUAUUACAUUAUCACUAUCAGGGUAAUUAAAUGUAGAUUUGUUUAAUAAUGACAUAUCUUCCAUUGUGUUCUCGUUUUCAAACUCCGAAUGUGAUCAGAAAUAAGUGAGUUUGUCACUGCUUUGUAAAUCGUGCAUCUCGUCAUUCUGGAUGAGAAUACAAAUGACAUGAUGAUCUCUAAAUAAAUGUGAAAUCCUUCUCCUGUA
Molecule: messenger RNA, 2775 nt
Organism: Paramormyrops kingsleyae
Lineage: Eukaryota; Metazoa; Chordata; Actinopteri; Osteoglossiformes; Mormyridae
Gene: rhoub
Product: ras homolog family member Ub
Biological process (GO): small GTPase-mediated signal transduction
Molecular function (GO): GTP binding; GTPase activity
Source: RefSeq, a predicted model, not a curated record